This is a messenger RNA of Aedes albopictus (Asian tiger mosquito), 2776 nucleotides long. It is a transcript of the gene Gnptab, whose product is annotated as N-acetylglucosamine-1-phosphotransferase subunits alpha/beta. The record is from RefSeq and is a predicted model, not a curated record. NCBI's taxonomy places the organism in Eukaryota, Metazoa, Arthropoda, Insecta, Diptera, Culicidae. Gene Ontology annotation, molecular function: calcium ion binding; UDP-N-acetylglucosamine-lysosomal-enzyme N-acetylglucosaminephosphotransferase activity. Gene Ontology annotation, cellular component: Golgi apparatus. Gene Ontology annotation, biological process: carbohydrate phosphorylation; N-glycan processing to lysosome. Bases 273 to 2273 code for a protein of 666 amino acids. The transcript has 5 exons.
CCGAAUUUUUGUUUUGUUUUGCUUCGGCGCUCGCAAAGUUUAUCGCGUUUAUCCGCAGUGUUUAUCCUCUGUUCGCCGGAUUUACGAUUUUGUAAAUUAAAAAUGAGAUUUCUCCCGAGUUUAAUCGUAUAGAUGUGCCACAACGUGACCGUCCAAACGUAGAUUUCAUCCGGCCACAAUGGUCUCAAUAGAUAUUCUUCCAUACGUCGUCGUCGUCGUCGAUCGUCCAGUAAGUUUACAACUCGCUCACUAGCUGAUGGGCAGUUGUUGCUAUGCGGUUCUGCUUCCUGCCACGACUGACCGGUACAUUCCGGCUGCGGUGCUGUUGUUUGGUGACCAUCCUGGCACUCAUCACCCUGUCGUAUUACCUGAUAGAUAGUUUGAUAAUAACGCACACAUCGAACAGCAGGUGUGCAAAAUGCUACCAACCAAUCGACGUGGUCUACACGUGGGUCAAUGGCAGUGAUCAGAGAUUCCUAGAUCAGCUUAAGCUCUACUCGCUAGUGCGGGACAAGGCACGCUACGAUGACAAAAAUGAGCUGAAAUACUCGUUGCGAUCGCUUGAGAAGUUUGCGCCCUGGGUCCGCAAGGUCUACAUCGUAACCAACGGCCAGAUCCCGUUUUGGCUCAAUCUGGACAACCCGCGAGUGCAAAUUGUUCAACAUGCGGACAUAGCGGACGAGGACACAACGUUGCCGACGUUUUCCAGCGCGACCAUCGAGACGUUCAUCCAUAAGAUACCGGGACUUUCGGAGAACUUCCUGUACCUGAAUGAUGACAUCUUUCUGGGAGCGGCCCUGUUUCCGGAUGAUCUGAUAACGCUUUCGGAAGGGGUGAAAGUGUUCACGGCUUGGCAGGUGCCCGACUGUGCGUCGGAUUGUCCGUGGAUGUUUGUCGGCGAUGGAUCGUGCGAUAGUCAUUGCUACGUGGAGGAGUGCCAAUUCGAUGGAGGAGAUUGUGACCACCCGGACUAUCAGAACCACAUGCACGAGAUGGAGGACUACAACAUGUCAACGGAAGAAGGUGAAGAUACGUUCAUCGAUGUGCCGAAAACUUUUCCCAAAAAUGGGAAAAAAUCCGACAACAUCAGGGAUAUCUACGAAAUGUUCAAACGAUCCAACAACGGUUCUUCCACCAAACAACUGGUCGAAAAGUUCAACAAGGAAAAGCUGAAAAGCAAUAAAUCAAACUCGAAGAAGAAUUCCGCCCAAGGAGACCCCGAACGAGUAGUGGGAGACGCCAGAAGUGAAGAGAGGAUGUCCAACUCGCAGGACAUUUUUGCCCAUUCACUGAUUCAUACGAACAAGAUUUUCAACCAGAUUUAUGGAUUUAAGAAUAGGAAGGUCUUGGCGCACGUUGGAUUUCUGCUGAACGUGAACAUCGUAGAGGCAAUGCUGGUCCGUUUUAGGAAGGAUUUUUCCGUUACCAAGAGCCAUAGGUUCCGGGAGAGGAACGAUCUGCAGUACGCGUUUACGUACUACCAUUUUCUGAUGAGCGAAAGUCGGAACAAGAGCGUUUCGGAGAUAUUCGAUGAUUUCGACACGGAUGGAUCCGGAACAUGGUCUGAUCGGGAAAUUCGAACGUUGCUGACGAAGAUUUACAACCUUCCACUGGAUUGGUCUGCUGUGAGGUAUUUUGAAGAAGUUGUAACAAAUUGUUCCCUACAGCAGAAUAAUUUCGUGCCAUUGGAACAUCAGGAAGAACAGCGGAUAGUUUAUCCAACUCUGGUUUACGAACGAUACGAAGAUUCCACCAUUCCAACGGUCACGAAAAGUCUCGUGCUUGCAUGCCACGAGCUGACAGACAUGAUGAAGAUGAAUUUCGCCCAGACUCCACUGUACAAAUACCACGUCAAUCAGAAGACGGGAAUCUACAGCAACUUCAAGAUGUUGACUUCAAACAUCACGCAGGUCGUCGAUGCUUUGGAUGAGCUACGGAAGAAUCCCAAGAAGUUCAACUGUAUCAAUGAUAACCUCUCCGAGGACAAUCCCGAGGAGAAUCAACUGAUUUCGGCUCUGUUGGAAGAUUUCUACCUCUCGCUCUUUCCGGUGCGAAGCCAGUUCGAGCUGGAGAACAACUAUCGCAAUAGAUUUCAAUACUACGACGACUAUCGGGCUUGGUUUGCCCGGAAGACACUGUUCCGGAACGGAGUGUACGCUUUUUGCCUGGUGGCGUUUUUGGUGUGCGUCAAAAUGCUCUGCUUCCGGCACAAAGGCAAAUUCGCCCGAACGCUGGUGUUCCUUAGUAGUCGAACGGACUACAAUACCAUAUGACGAUUGCGCAAUUAGUUGUACUAAUAGGUUAGGAGUAAUUUCAUGUCGAUUCGACAAAUUGUAUAGCUAAUGAUAUUUUAAACAUCACUUCAACGCUGUUAUACCCUUUUUCGACUUCAUGCAGCUACUUACAGAGUUUACCGACGAAACUAAUUGGGCUGAUACGUGCAUCUUUCACGGGCGUAGCCAGCUUUUUUCUUUUUUCUUACUCUCCUAAACGAACACAAGAAAGAGCGAGGUGAAAGAGAGGGCGAAAGGUCUUUCUCUCAAUCCUGUUUAUUAUUUAAAAUCGUUUCCUCGGAGAAGAGGGCGAAAACCUCAUUCGAUAAUGAACUUAAAAUUACUCGCGCAUUAAACAUUCAUUGUUCAACAUUCAACAAUAGAAAUUAGGAAUUUGUCGAUUCGGCAUGGAAUGACUCUCAUAGUUUUUUUUUCCAAUUUAUUUAUUUGAACACGAAAAGAUAAAACCUGACAGUAAAAUAAACUCUUCAAUGAACAAACAA